Drosophila arizonae is the source of this 1856-nucleotide messenger RNA. RefSeq lists its product as uncharacterized. Lineage: Eukaryota; Metazoa; Arthropoda; Insecta; Diptera; Drosophilidae. Gene Ontology annotation, biological process: regulation of cilium movement; axonemal dynein complex assembly; cilium-dependent cell motility. Gene Ontology annotation, cellular component: axoneme; axonemal dynein complex. The record is from RefSeq and is a predicted model, not a curated record.
CAUGGCUUGCGUACUGAGCUGGAGAUUGGCAAGCGCAUGGAUCUGCGCGGCAUGGAGGAAUGGAACGCCAUAGCUGAGCAAAUCAAGUUGAUUGAGUUGCGACAAGAGCUGCUGCAGUGGGGAGAAAACGCCGAGCGCAUUCUUGAGAACAAGAACGAUCGCAUCAAUAUGCUGGUCGCCGAUCUGGCGCACACCAACGAGCAGCAUGCUCGUAAUUUUGGCCGCACCGUGGAGCUGAUCGAUCACAUCGGCGAGUGCUACCACGCCAUGCUGGAGUGCAACAAGCACAUGUACGAGCAGCAGGCGGAGGAUCUGCUCAAGGAGUUCUACGACGAGGUGCACCUGCGCACYGAGGAGGUGGACGCGAUGCACCAGAACAGCGAGAAUAUCAUCCACGCCUCGAACCUCUACACGCGCGAUCAGCUCAAGGAGGACUACCAGAUCUACCAGGAGCAGCGCGACGACUACGUGAACAAGAACAUCGCACGUCGCUUCGAUAUACGCGACCAGGUGGUCAACAAGAUGAACCAAAUGCAGCGCCAGCUGACCGAGUUCGUCGAUGCACUCCACAGCACCGAUCUGGAUGUGCACAAAUACGAGCGCAUUCGGAUGCUCACCGAGCGCCAGCAGCAGUUCGUGGAGGACACCAAGAAGCUGAACCAGGACGAGGUGAAGUACAUCGGAAUGCUGCACGAGAUUCAGCAGGACACGCUGCGCGUCGAGACGGAGAAUAAUGCGACGAUCAACGAUCUGCGCCUGGAGUUCGAGUACUUCUCGAAUGUGCGCAAGAAGAUCGAGGAUCGCAUGCAUGCCGAUCGCAUCACAACGCACGAGAAGCUGCGCAUACUCAGCACUGAGUGCUACGAGUUGACCAAGAAAUUCGAGAAGAUCGUGAAGAGCGGCGAGCUGCUGCUCGCCCUGUCCAUCACCUGUCGCAAGCUGCAAACGGAGUCCGAGAAAAUCAUUGUGGGCGGCGAGGUGGUCGAGCCCAUCGAUGUGGGCCCGGUCGAUGACGAUUUCACGCUGCAAACGCUGGACAUUAAGAAGCACGUGGACCUAAACGAGGAGGAUCUGGUCAUGUUGAACAAGAGCCUGAAGAACUUCUGGCGCCAGCAGGCCAUGGCCCAGGCCCAGAACAUGCUGCUGCUGGAGGAGAAGCGCAAGCUGACCGAAGAGAAUCAGCGCCACAUCGACUUCAUCAAGUCCAUGAGCAAGACGGACAAUGCCGAGGAGCUGCGCGCCGCCAUGAUCGUUAGUCCGUGCAUGAAGAAGGUGCCGCUGCUCUUCGACACCCAAUGCCGUUUCCAGAAGCUGCGCAUCAAGCGCGAGUCGGCCACAGCCGGGCGGGAUGCCCAGCGGGAGGCGAUGAACACCAUCAAAUUGAUCCUGCAUACCAGCCAAUGCAGUCUGCAUAAUCCAAAGAAGACGGAGGAAAAGUGAACUAGAGCUAGAAGAUAUACAUACCUAGUAUAUUUAUAGGCAGCUUAGUAGUUGGCAAAGCUAACGAAAGAAAAACUCGAAAGUCGGGUAGCAGAAUUUAUUAGUUUUUCUUAUGUUUUUUUAAAUUGAUUGAGAUGUGACUGAAAGAUCAGUUAGAUGAGUUUAAGUAGUUAUAUAUGGAAGCAAACUUCCAUUAGAAUAUUAGACAUAUCAGACAUAUCAGACUGAAUCAAUUCACUUAUUUAAGUGAAUAUUUCAGGUGAAUUUAUAAAGUGAAUUAACAUUGGAGAUCUAGUAGAGAUAAGAGUAAAUUUUUUCUUAUCCUAGAUAUUUAUAUGCAUCAACUCGCUCAUUCAAGUGAAUAUUUUGUUAGGUGAAAAUAGAAUGAAAAUCAAGGACAGGCAGUUCAGAUAUAA